GAAACAAUAGCUGAGGCGUGAUGUAAGAUUCAUGACACAAUACGUGGAAGCAUGCCAGAGACUGCAAAGGUAUAAAUAGGGUAAGCUAGAGAUAUUUUGUAGCAUUGAUAGACAACUCAGAGGAUGCUGUGGAUAAAGUGCUGUGUUGUGCUCCUGGUCUUCACCUAUGCAUCUCAUGCUGAUCCAGUAUGCUGUGAGUAUACAGACAACUACAAAACAAAACAAACUAGAUAAAGUGAAGAGCUUUAUUGCAUAUGAUCAAGGGCAGCACUAUGUAAUACGAUGUAAUUUUUGAGGAUGGGGCAUAUCCAAGAGACAGAUCUAAUAUAACAAUAAAAAUACACACAAUAAACACACACACACAACACACUACUGUUUAUGGCUUCUUUUUUAAUAAAAAUUAAAAUCCUUAUAUACAGGGAUAUAACAAAAUAACAAAUGUCUCUUAUAUUAGACACACACACAUACACACACACACACACACACACACACACACUCUCUCUCUCUCUCUCUCUCUCUCUCUCUCUCUCAUGGUAAUUCAUAAUUAUAUAUUUGUAACCAAAUAACUUUUUUCAUGAGAUUACUGUUCAUCCCUCAGCUGUUCCAGACAGUGGGAAGGCUUCAGUGACAGCCCUUGUUCUGAACAUGGCCAAGUCUGUGGGACCGUGCGUCACUCCAAAUCCUAGUGUUUUGCUUGCAUUGAAUUUGGUUGACAAAACCUUCGAUCCAGCAACUGCAGAUCUCCUGGUAAAGCAAUUGAAAGAAGAUGCAGUUACAAAGGUUUCUGAAAGUGAGGAGCCCUAAUUCAGAGAUAAGCUUUCUUUUAACAGAUUUUAAUCCUGUUGUUUGUUGUCAUUCGGCUAACCAAAUGAAUGUUUAGUUAUGCUACUUAUAAAACAUGUUCCCUAGAGAACAUUGCGACAUUUGCCUUAAGUUGCUAUAAUAAAACUUUAUCCAGUCUAAUGAUACUUACAGGGUUAUUCAAUUAAGACAGAAUUCAAAGUAGUUUUAAGGCCAAAUAGUCAAACUGGGAGCAUCGCUGAUGUGAAGAAUGUGCUCUGUUUGCUAUUUUGGACUAUAAUUUUCAAUUCACUUUGAAUCCACAUCUAUUUCCUGACAAUUUAGUGAAUAUCUCUGUAUGGUUUAACAGUAAUCUAAUAUUCAUACAGAUAAGAACUAAAACAGGCAUCUUAAACUCCAGAUGUUUCUGAAUUACAACUUCCUUGAUCAUCUAAUGCAGGCAUAGGCGACCUUCGGCACUCCAGAUGUUUUGGACUACACCUCCCAUGGUGCUUUGUCAGCAUUGUAGGUGUAAGAGCAUUAUGGGGGAUGUAGUCAACAUCAUCUGGAAUGCCGAAGGUUGUCUAUCCCUGAUCUAAUGCAUUCGGAAAAUUCUGGGAGUUGUAGGCAUCUGGUGGACCAGAGUUUGAGAUCCCUGUUCUAGAAUCUUAAUGUAUCCACAUGAAGCAAUAUUAUAUAGAACAAGCUGGAUAAGAUAAUACUUUAUGUACCUGCGAACAUUCCCGGCCCAACUCCGGGGGCAGGAAAUAGAGCAGGUGUGCAUGGGUGUGCCCUCCUCAAGCUGACUAUGCACAGAGCAGGGCUGAAGUGCUCCAUGCAUGGUUCUCAUGUCCAGUCCCCUCCUGCCAGCAUUUAGAAAGCUGCCAGCAGGACCUAGAUUUGCUGGAACAGUACUCCAAUAUGUGGGACUGUCCUGGCAAAAUCCAGAUGAUUGUCAUUUAUGCAGAUAGCAAAGGCACCCUUUUUCUAGUGCUAUGACUUUGUGUUUGUCCCAUAGCAAUAACUCAACAUCUUCUUAAAAGAGAAUAACAUCAGCUUUAUUCCUUAAAAUGCAUCUUUAAUGCAGUAAGUCUAUUUCUGUUAAAUUGCUACUCUAAUUCUGUGUGACAGAACUGGAUAUGAUCAACUAUUUGUGUGUUUGCUCCAUCACAGAUUUGCCUUUUAGCUCUGGGAAAGUAGCACUCUAUGCACUCGCUCUUCGCUCAUCGUGCUGUGACAUCACCAAUAUUCCAUACUCUAAGGGAAACUUGAACCUUGUAAGUCUCCUAGAAAAUAAAACAAAGGAGGAGAUCAAAAGUAUUGGUAAGUGACCUCUAUAUUAAGGGGAAUUUACUGUAUUGUUUACUAAACUCCAUAUUGUAGCGAACUGUCAUCUUAGGCAAACAUAAAGGAUUCUGAAGUCACAAUGUGUUAUUUACACCUAAAUAUUGCCAUUGUGGUCUCAGAGUUUAGUGAAUAACUGAGUUCUAAUUACUUAUGUAAUGCAGAUUCAUAUUUCACAUGUUUGAUACCUGUCUAAUGACACUUGCAGAAAAGGAAAAAAAAAAACCUCUAACAACAUUUUACCAAGUGGCUUUGGAUGUUUUGGCUCUGUGUGUUGUCAACAGUCACGUUGCCUUUCAAGCCGGGACAACGCUGGCAAAUGCUGUCCCAUCAAAUCCUACUUCACCUGAUUUCUCUGUGGGUAAGUAACAGGCAUUGUCACAUGUACUGAGCAGUCGAGAGUCAUUUAUUUAUAAAAUUUAGAUGAACUUGACCUAGUGUAGGUGUAUGAAAUAGUGCUUAUCCAUAAUAUCAUCUCAUGGCAAUUCCGACGAUAUUUAUAGAACUGUGAGCAUAUUUUACAUUUCUUUUUGUGCCAUGGGGAAAAUUAGUAAUUAUUUUACUUGAAUGAUCAUGUACAAACCAGUUGUGGAAAGGUAGGCCAAACAUUAUAAACAGUGGUUUUCCUACAGAGAUUUCCAGGCUGUGUAAAGACUCAGAGGUCCAGCAUCACUGCAUCCAUUUCACUGGGGGUUUGUAGUGAGGUGAAAACUAAAGAAAGAUCUUACAUCACAGAGUUGGUAUCAAUCCCUAACAUAAUAGCCAACCUGGUAAAGUAUAGAUAGUCAUCCAAAUUGAAUUAUAUAUCUUUAAAAGGGGCACUGGAGAACAAUUAAAUCAUAUGAAAUAAAAAAUAAUUCUCAUUAUAGAUUUGUAGAACUAUUAAGGGUAUCAAAAUUGCCAAAUAAGGCAACCCUUAUGUGUAUGUCGCCAGCAUUCUGUGAAACCCUUUGAUAAUGCUUACAACCCUGUAAUAUGUUGAAAAGAUUUUUCUGAUCUGAAAUGCGCACAGCUAAAGAGAAUGACCGCUCAUUUGAAAACAUGCAGAUAACAUAUUAUGGAAGUAGAAACAUCAAAUAUGUAAUAAAUAGACACCAGAACACAUGCCAUAUUUUUUCCAUGAGUUAUUCCCUGUCUUCCACGGUCUAUAAUGAAUAAAUACUAAUUAGGAAAAAUCCAAACUCUGUACAAGUGGAACUGUCACUUUUCAGGAUUUUUAGUAUUAUUUUUCUUAUCUCUAUAUUUUGCAUAUAUGUAUUUGUGAGUUAUGGAAAAUACACUUAAAGGAUCACUAUAGGUUCAGGUACACAAACAUGUAUUCCUGACCCUAUAGUGUUAAAACCACCAUCUAGCCCCCCUGGGUCCCUCAUGCCUCCAUAAAUAUAGCAACAUCUUACUGUAUUCAAGCCAGAAGCUGUAACUCUGCAUGCUGUUUGCCUAAAAAAAUAAAAUAAAAAAAAAGCAGUUUGCUGACAUCAUCAGAAGUGGUAGCCUGAUCCAAUCACAGUGCUUUGCUGAGACUGACAAGGAGGCAGAUCAGGGGCAGAGCCAGCAUGAUUCAAACACAGCCCUGGCAAAUCAGCAUCUCCUCAUAGAGAUGAAUUGAAUCAAUGAAUUUCUAUGAGGAAAGUUCAGUGUCUGCAUGCAGAGGGAGGAGAUACUGAAUGUUUGGAUGCAUUUUAGGCAGCCAUGACCCAGGAAGAAUCUCUAACAACAAUCUAAGGAGUGGCCAGUGAAGUUAUCACUAGGCUGUAAUGUAAACACUGCAUUUUCUAUGAAAAGACAGUGUUUACAGCAAAAAGCCUGAAGGUAAUGAUUCUACUCACCAGAACAAAUUCAAUCAAAUUCAAUUAUUCUCUAACUGGGCACCCCAUCUAAGCUCCCUGCCAAGCAUUGCUGGAUAAGCUCUAUGCUUUAUCCUUGGCAUCGACAUAUGAAAAGCAUAGAGAGAAGAGGAGAAAAUAAACAAUAUUUCUGUUUUUCCAGCUUAUUUGCAAUUUUUGUCCAGUCUUUGCCUUGGCUGAAGUUGACUGUGAUGCCAUUUUCUAAAUCAUUAAAAUAAACUUAAGAAAAAUAAAACAAACAAAAAAUUGUAUCACAUGUGAAAAAGGUUAACACAAAUUAAAGGUGAUUUUUUUUUUUUUUUAAUGUUUUGUUCAGUGGUGUAAUUUCCAGAGAAGUGACAUUUCCCCUUUAAAUAGAGCACUUUAUUGUACAAUUAAAUAUAAUAAUAUAAUAUAACAACAUACAAAUGAUAGAGGCUAUAGUUAGCGUGCAACAAAGCAAAAAAGUGCAUGUAACACUCAAAGCCUCGGAGGACUGGACACAUGCACCAAAAAUACCUUCAACGUUUCGGCAAGUGUGCAUCCUUUUGUAUUUAGAGUAUUGAUUUUUUUUUUUUUUUUUAUUAUUAUAAGGGAUGCGUCUUGAGAAUAGUCCAGUUAUGAAAUAUUUAUUUUACAUGUAAUCAUAUUUAAUUCUUGGCUUAAAUGCAAGUGUAUUGUAUAUAAUGCUAAUUUAUCUUCCAGGAAUUGCAAAUAUUUCUUAAAUAGAGAUAACAUUUUACUCAAGUACAUUCCUAAUGGAAUAGUUUAAAAUAAAUGUAUAAUCAAAUGCUUAGAUUCAAAAUGAUUAUAUUUACUGUUGAAUAAGUUACAGUAGCAACUUCAUGGACAUUUCAAAAUACUUUGCACACAUAUUGGGAGGUAGUUAGUGUGACCUCACUACCCCUUCACUGGAAUAGCAGUUUACAUGCUAACAAUGAUAUAUUCCAUCACAUAAAGUCACUCUGCAUCUGCUAUAGAGUAACCCUAUAACCUAUGCAUGAAUUUUACAGAUACCGCAGCUGUCGCAGUGAUGGGAUUUACAUGUGUUCUUGGCAUGGAUGCUGCUCCCACUAAAACAAUUAGUUCAGUGAAGAAUGCUCUGUCCGUGUUAAUAAACCUCAUGUUGAACAACCAAAUGAGUGAUGGAAUCAUUGGUAAUAUAUACAGCACUGGUCUUGCUGCACAGGUAAAUUGAUACACCAGGAACAGAGGAACAAUAUGUUAUCUUAUAUUUUCUUUUUUCAUCCAUGGUUUCAUACCUGCAGAGGCCUGAGAAGAAUUCUUCUACAUAUUUCUUUGUAGGGAUUACGGAUGAUUGGAAAGAUUCAUUGUACAAGAGUAUACAUUUUUAUUUCUACAUGUUCAUUUUUUUAUGCAAUUAAUCGCUACCUGUGCACUAGUUUAUACAUGAUUGCCAGGAUAAGCAGCCAUACCCCACACUAGUGUAUACAAGAUUUGCAUUAUUGCAAAUUAAAUGUGUUUAUUGUAAACAAAGUUUGUAUACUACUGUCCUGAAGUUUACAAUGCUGUGACACUGGGAGCCAAGCAGGGAUUUUGUAGAUUUUUCUUGUGGCCCACAUAAACUUAAACCUUUUUUAUUUGGUCUGUGUUAGUCUUUGAGUUUGACAUGUUCGCUGUAGUUAAGGGGAAGGCAUGUAUUUACUUAGAGCGUUGAAAGGAUGUGUCAUGAUAUCACAUCCUCCAGUGCUCACAGUGAAAUUAUAAUGUUGGAGUUUGAAAUGAGAGAUGCAGGCCACCCUCCUUCCUGGAGAAGUAGGUAAUCGGUGGAUGGCAGUGGGGAGGAGUAAGUGUGCUGAGAGACUGGCAUCAAACACUAUAGUGCUGAACUAGAUGUUUUAGUGUCCAUCUUCCCUCAGAAUAUAGUUGAAAAGCUUUAAACUUCCAUUUUCUCCAUUGCUAACAUGGUCUCGCCAUGGUUGGCCCUGUCUCCAUGGCUGAGAUCAUCAAUUUUGAUGAUCUAAGCCAAUCCAUUGCUUUCCCAUAGGAAACCAUUGGGAGGCUAUUGCACAUGCAUAGCAAUACACUGCACUGUGCCAAUCAGCAUAAAAAAAGAGGCCAAGUGGAACACAAGUGCCGCAAAUCAGUGCAGGCAAGCCACUAAGAUCACUCCCAAAAUCCCAUAAACACAUAUAAUCAAGUUUGUGUAUCCACACUGGCAGGGCCGGAUUAAGAGCACAGUGGGCCUGGUGCUGACAAUUAUGAUGGGCCUAAUUACGGAAUCUUAUCGACCAAAAACACUAAAACAAUCAUACCUCCCAAGCGUCAUGUAUCUGAUGGAGAUGGUGCUGGAGGGAAACUCAUAGGAUGCAGCUAUAAGAAAACACAUACUCUAUGCUAAUUUCUCUCUAAUUUAUGCUUUCAUCUUUCAAGUAAAUCCAUAACCCCUAACAGCAGUGUCCAGUGAAGCAGGAAGUCAAUGGGCGGGGUAAAAGGGUGUGCCACUGGCGUGAAUCACGUGACAAGACCUGCCAAAAGGGGUGAACAUGCCCAAAAAGGGGGCAUGUUUGUCCAAAGAAUUGGAAGGUCAGCCUGGCAUGAAUGCAUGUCAGGCUGCCUGCCAAUCCUGCAGGCUGUCCAACUAAGGGCAUACAAUGCAGGCAGCACCUUGAGCUUGACAUAAAUGCGUCUAAUGAUGCGCUCACUCCAUUCUUUCUAAGGACUGUCCCCUAGCACUCGCUGGUCCACUUGUCUCCUUACCUUCUUACUAUCAGGCAGAAGUUCCUGGUAUAGUCUGAGACAGAGAAAAGGUGUCUGUAGUGAGUGUAGAAGAAAGGGGACAUGCCACAGUGUUAGAGAGACCAACGUCUGCAUUACCUAAACUAACUUUAAUGUCAGCCAGUGCACACAAGUUUUGUUCCCAUACAUCCCUCUUAAGCUUCCAAACUUAAAAGGACACUAUAGUUACCAGAAGAACUACAGCUUAUUGUAUUUGUUCUGGUAAGUAGAAUCAUUCCAUUCAGGCUUUUUGCAGUAAACACUGUCUUUUCAGAGAAAAUAACUCCGCUGGCCGCUCCUUAGAUGGCUGCUAGAGGUGCUUCCUCGGGCAGUACUGCCUAGUGUGCAGCACUGCCAUUCAGUGUCUCCACCCUCUGCAUGCAGACACUGAACUUUCCUCCUAGAGAUGCAUUGAUUCAAUUUAUCUUUAUGAGGAGAUGCUUAUUGGCCAGGGCUAUGUUGGACUUGUGCUGGCUCUGCCCCUGAUCUGCCUAGUUGACAGUCUCAGCCAAUCCUAUGGGGAAGUAUUGUAAUUUGCUCAGACCACCACUUCUGAGCCAGCAGCUGCAGAAUUGAAUACAAGUAAUGUUUUACUAUAUUUAGGGAGGCAAGAAGGGGCCAGGGUGGUGGUUUUAACACAAUAGGGUAAAAAAUACAUGAUUGUGUUCCUGACACUAUAGUUCUCCUUUAAGCAAGAGUAUGUGAAGAGUAGUUAAGGUUGCCACCUUUCUUGGAAAAAAAUACCAGCCUUAAUCAUUUGCAUAAUUAAUUAUUUAUGCAUGUAAAUCACAAGGAGUGACAUCAGAGACAAUUCUGUAAAAUCACCAACAAACUACUCACAGUUUGAUUCUGCUGUAUAGAUGGAUUGCUCCCAGUGUCUCACUGUUUUCCAGUCUCAGUCUCACAAGUCACUCUGUGUCUCAGUGUCCCUAUGUAUCACAGUGUCAGUGUCCCCAUCUCGCCCAGUCCCCUAGUCUCCCAGUGUCUGUGUCCCCAUUUCUCCCAGUGUCCCAAUGUCUCAGUGUGUCCCCAUGUCACUAGGAUACUGGGGACACUGAGAGACAUGGGGACACUGAGAGACCCGAGGACACAGAGACAUGGGGACACUGAGACAUUUAGGGAAACUGGGAGAAAUGGGGACACUGAGACACUAGGGACACAGACACUGGAAGACAUGGGGUCACUGAAACAUUUGGGGACACUAAGACACUAGGGACACAGACAUGGGAACACAGACAUUGGGAGACUAGGGGACACUGGCUGGGAGACAGACACUUGGGGACACUGGGAGACAUGGGGACAGUUGUAGACAUAGACAUGUGGACACUGGAACAUAUAGGGACACUGGGAGACAUGGGGACACCAGGCACACUGAGACACUAAGAACACAGACACUGGGAGACAUGGAGACACUGAAACAUUUGGGGACACUAAGACACUAGGGACACAGACACUGGGAGACUAGGGGACACUGGGAGAUUAGGGGAUACUGGGAGACUAGGGGACACUGGCUGGGAGACAGACACUUGGGGACAGUUGUGGACAUAGACAUGGGGACAUUGGGACACAAGGGGACACUAGGCACACUGAGAGACAUGGGACACAGACACUGGGAGACUUGGGGACACUGAGACCCUAGGGACACUGGCUGGGGGACAUAGUGUCUCCAUGUCCCAAUGUCUCCAAAUGUCCCUAUGUCUCACAGCGUCCCCAUGUGUCUCAGCAUCCCCAUGUGUCCCCUAGUGUCUCAGUGUCCUCAUGUUUUCCAGUGUCCCCAAGUGUCUGUGUCCCCAGGUCUCACAGUGUCUGUGUCCACAUGUGUCCUAGUGUCUCAGUGUCCCCUAGUGUCUGUGUUCCCAUGUGUCCCCUAGUGUCUGUGUCUCCUAGUGUCUGUGUCCCCAUGUCCCCAAGUGUCUCAGUGUCCCCAUGUUUUCCAGUGUCCCCAAGUGUCUCAGUGUUCCCAGGUCUCCCAGUGUCUGUGUCCUAGUGUCUCAGUGUCCCCUAGUGUAUGUGUCAUCAUGUGUCCCCUAUUGUCUGUGUCCCCUAGUGUCUCAGUGUCCCCAUAUGUCCCCUAGUGUCUCAGUGUCCCCAUGUGUCCCUGCUGCCUUUCCCCCCAUCCCUCACUUACCUGAGCUGUACAGCUGCUGCCUGGACUCUCUGUGCUGUGUAGUUGCUCCCCCACGGAUCAGUGAGUAGUAGAGAGAGGCAGGGAUAUUCUGUAACUUCCUAUCCCUGCCUCUCUCCACAUACAGUGACCCCUACUGGCUGGUGCUGGUAUUGCAGAGUAAUUUCCAUUUAUUCUGAGAAAAUUACCUGCAUUUGUAUUGCCGGUAUUACUGCAAUACCGGCACAGCCAGGCAGCCUCAAAUACCAUCUGUGCCAUUAAAAUACAAGUCAGGUGGCAAACCUAAGAGUAGUGUGGGCCUUUUUUUAAAUGGGCCUAUUCCAUGGGCCUGGGCCUGGAGCUGCAGCUCCAUCAGCCCCUAUGUUAAUCCGGCCCUGAUGACCCCCUACACAUACUACAAUCCCUAUCAACCCCUGCACAUACUACAACCCCUAUCACUCCCUACACAUACUUCAACCCAUAUCACCUCCUACACAUACUACUGUCCUUAUCACCUCCUACUCAUACUACAACUCCUAUCACCUCCUACACAUACUACAGCCCCUGUCACCCCUACACAUAUUACAACCGCUAUCACCCCCUACACAUACUACAACUUCUGUCACUCCAUACACAUAUUACAUCCCCUAUCAUCCCCUACACAUACUACAAACCCUAUCAUCCCCUACACAUACUACAACCCCUAUCACGCCUACACAUACUACAACCCCUAUUACUCACUAUACAUACUACAACCCCUAUCAACUCCUACACAUAUUACAGCCUCAAUCACCCCUACACAUACUACAACUCCCAUCACCUCCUAAACAUACUACAGCCCCUAUCACCCCCUACACAUACUACAACCCCUAUCACCUCCUACACAUACUACAGUCAGGGACAUAUUUGCCGCAAGGCAAACAAGGCAUUUGCCUUGGGUGGCACUUUCCAGGGGGUGGCAAAAGACGCUGCCCCCAAAUGCCUUGACAAAUACCUUGUUAGCCUGGUGGCUCCUGGCAUCACUUUGCGGUGCGCGAGGGAGCUGAUCAAAGAUAGCUCACAAAUCAGUGCUCCCUCGCCGGCGCCACCCGCCCGGAUUACAAUUAGCCGCCCAAGUGCCUGCAUGCCUGCCUCCCUCCCUACAAGAAGACCCACUGGCAGGGCCGGAUUAAGAGCACAGUGGGCCUGGUGCUGACAAUUAUGAUGGGCCUAAUUACGGAAUCUUAUCGACCAAAAACACUAAAACAAUCAUACCUCCCAAGCGUCAUGUAUCUGAUGGAGAUGGUGCUGGAGGGAAACUCAUAGGAUGCAGCUAUAAGAAAACACAUACUCUAUGCUAAUCCCUCUCUAAUUUAUGAUUUCAUCUUUCAAGUAAAUCCAUAACCCCUAACAGCAGUGUCCAGUGAAGCAGGAAGUCAAUGGGCGGGGUAAAAGGGUGUGCCACUGGCGCAAAUCACGUGACAAGACCUGCCAAAAGGGGUGAACAUGCCCAAAAAGGGGGCAUGUUUGUCCAAAGAAUUGGAAGGUCAGCCUGGCAUGAAUGCAUGUCAGGCUGCCUGCCAAUCCUGCAGGCUGUCCAACUAAGGGCAUACUAUGCAGGCAGCACCUUGAGCUUGACAUAAAUGCGUCUAAUGAUGCGCUCACUCCAUUCUUUCAAAGGACUGUCCCCUAGCACACGCUGGUCCACUUGUCUCCUUACCUUCUUACUAGCAGGCAGAAGUUCCUGGUAUAUAGUCUGAGACAGAGAAAAGAUGUCUGUAGUGAGUGUAGAAGAAAGGGGACAUGCCACAGUGUUAGAGAGACCAACAUCUGCUUAUUGUAUUUGUUCUGGUAAGUAGAAUCAUUCCAUUCAGGCUUUUUGCAGUAAACACUGUAUUUUCAGAGAAAAUAACUCCACUGGCUGCUCCUUAGAUGGCUGCUAGAGGUGCUUCCUGGGGCAGUACUGCCUAGUGUGCAGCACUGCCAUUCAGUGUCUCCACCCUCUGCAUGCAGACACAGAACUUUCCUCAUAGAGAUGCAUUGAUUCAAUUUAUCUUUAUGAGGAGAUGCUGAUUGGCCAGGGCUAUGUUGGACUUGUGCUGGCUCUGCCCCUGAUCUGCCUAGUUGAUAGUCUCAGCCAGUCCUAUGGGGAAGUAUUGUAAUUUGCUCAGACCACCACUUCUGAGCCAGCAGCUGCAGAAUUUAAUACAAGUAAUAUUUUACUAUAUUUAGGGAGGCAAGAAGGGUGGUGGUUUUAACAUAAUAGGGUCAGAAAUACAUGAUUGUGUUCCUGACCCUAUAGUGCUCCUUUAAGCAAGAGUAUGUGAAGAGUAGUUAAGGUUGCCACCUUUCUUGGAAAAAAAUACCAGCCUUAAUAAUUUGUAUAAUAAAUUAGUUAUGCAUGACAUCACAUGAUGUAAAUCACAAGGAGUGACAUCAGAGAAAAUUCUAUAAAAUCACCAAACUACUCACAGUUUGAUUCUGCUGUAUAGAUGGAUUGCUCCCAGUGUCUCCCUGUCUCCCAGUGUCUCAGUCUCGCAAGUCACCCAGUGUCUCAGUGUCCCUAUGUAUCACAGUGUCAGUGUCCCCUGUGUCGCCCAGUCCCCUAGUCUCCCAGUGUCUGUGUCCCCAUUUCUCCCAGUGUCUCAGUGUGUCCCCAUGUCACUAGGAUACUGGGGACACUGAGAGACCCGGGGACACUGAGACAUUUAGGGAAACUGGGAGAAAUGGGGACACUGAGACACUAGGGACACAGACACUGGGAGACAUGGGGACACUGAAACAUUUGGGGACACUAAGACACUAUGGACAAAGACAUGGGAACACAGACACUGGGAGACUAGGGGACACUGGGAGACUAGGGGACACUGGCUGGGAGACAGACACUUGGGGACACUGGGAGACAUGGGGACAGUUGUGGACAUGUGGACACUGGGACAUAUAGGGACACUGGGAGACAUGGGGACACCAGGCACACAGACACUAGGAACACACUGGGAGACAUGGAGACACUGAAACAUUUGGGGACACUAAGACACUAGGGACACAGACACUGGGAGACUAGGGGACGCUGGGAGACUAGGGGAUACUGGGAGACUAGGGGACACUGGCUGGGAGUCAGACACUUGGGGAGACAUGGGGACAGUUGUGGACAUAGACAUGGGGACACCAGGCACACUGAGAGACAUGGGACACAGACACUGGGAGACUUGGGGACAGUGAGACACUAGGGACAAUGGCUGGGGGACAUAGUGUCUCCAUGUCCCAAUGUCUCCCAAUGUCCCUAUGUCUCACAGCGUCCCCAUGUGUCUCAGCAUCCCCAUGUGUCUCAGUGUCCCUGAGUGUCUCAGUGUCCCCAGGUCUCCCAGUGUCUCAGUGUCCCCUAGUGACAGUGUCCCCUAGUGUCUGUGUCCCCUAGUGUCUGUGUUCCCAUAUGUCCCCAAGUGUCUCAGUGUCCCCAUGUUUUCCAGUGUCCCCAAGUGUCUCAGUGUUCCCAGGUCUCCCAGUGUCUGUGUCCUAGUGUCUCAGUGUCCCCUAGUGUAUGUGUCAUCAUGUGUCCCCUAGUGUCUGUGUCCCCUAGUGUCUAAGGGUCCCCAUGUGUCCCCUAGUGUCUCAGUGUCCCCUAGUGUCUCAGUGUCCCCAUGUGUCCCCUAGUGUCUCAGUGUCCCCAAUGUGUCCCCUAGUGUCUCAGUGUCCCCAUGUGUCCCUGCUGCCUUUCCCCCCAUCCCUCACUUACCUGACCUGUAGAGCUGCUGUCUGGACUCUCUGUGCUGUGUUGCUGCUCCCCCAUGGGUCAGUGAGUAGUAGAGAGAGGCAGGGAUAUUCUGUAACUUCCUAUCCAUGCCUCUCUCCACACACAGUGACCCCUACUGGCCGGUGCUGGUAUUGCAGAGUAAUUUCCAUUUAUUCUGAGAAAAUUAGCUGCAUUUGUAUUGCUGGUAUUACUGCAAUACCGGCAGGGCCAGGCAGCCUCAAAUACCGUCUGUGCCAUUAAAAUACCAGUCAGGUGGCAAACCUAAGAGUAGAGUGUAAAAAAAAAAUGUACAAAAAAAAAAAUUUUUUUUUUUUUUUUUUUUAAAUGGGCCUAUUCCAUGGGCCUGGGCCUGGAGCUGCAGCUCCAUCAGCCCCUAUGUUAAUCCGGCCCUGCACACUGGGUACACAAUAUAGGGCGUCACAGACCUCCUGUGGUGUUAUAGUUAUCGCUCAAUAGAUGGUAAAUUGCAUGUAAAGACAAAAUAAAAAAAUAAUCAUAAUGUAGUAUUUAUUAAUACAAAAAUAAACCAGUAAAACCACUCACAAACGUAAUGGCACAAUAAGACAUCUAUCUUAAUUGUGCAGACAUGUAUUGUACCCCUAGAUAGGCUUAGUCUUAAUCUUGCGUGUUUUUUAGUGUCCGCACAUGCGCAUAGCAAAAUCGAAUAUGAAGUCCAGCAUCAUAACGUUUGGGCGCUCUUUCGCACAUGCGUGCACAACCAGCUUGGAAUGCAACCAAGGUUUAUUAAUAUUGUGUGCGAACUAAUAAUUUCGGAUAAGUAUAAAAAAAACUGAUCAGAACUAUGUGCUAUUGCGCUUCCGAGUGUAAGGAUAGCCUCAGAAAUUUGCAACAUUAGAAAUAUUUAAAAUAUAUAACAUGAAAAUAGAAAAAAAAUCAAUAAUUAACAAAAGUUAAUAAAGGGAAAAUGAAGGGAUAUGUUGCAUGUAGGGAAAAUAUUUGUGGGUUACAAAAAAAACCCCCCAAAAACUCUCAUAUUGAUAUACAAUAUUGAAAACCAAUAUAAAAUAUUUCAUAAGCAUCCAAAAUCACACUUCAUAUAGAGUCCAUAUAAAAAUACAUAAUAUUCAGAAAAGAGAGAGAAUUGUAAAAAUUCCAUAAGACCAACCAUGAUUAGCAGUCAUUAUUAGGAUAAUUUAUAAUCACUGAUGUACAUAGUAUAUUCUAUGUCAAAAUUGUAUACAUACAUAAUUCAAUACAAUUUAAUAAAAAUGUAAGAAAUUUAAAAAAACCUUAAAAAAUGGAAAAGGAAAAGAGAUGUAUGAGAAAAACGACACAUUAACAAGAAAAACUACAAAUGGCUCAAGGUAUAGAAUAGAUCCAAAAAGUAUAAUGCAGACAUGGAUGUCACUUUAUGCACAAUCUAAAAAUAUAAAAAUACACAAGAAACUGCUUAAAAUUUAUAUAAAGAAGGUCUAUAUGAAACAGACAUGUAAGAAACAAUGACAAAAGUCACUAUUUACAAUCAAUCCAUAAAAAACAAUAUAUCUAAAUCUAAAUUAAGACCUUUAGGUACUGUGGUUUGUAAUCUGUGAAUCCAUUCCGUUUCUUUCAUGUCUAGCAUUUAUGUUCAAUAUCGCCUCCUCUCCAAUCUCCUAUUAGAGAUGCAUUAAAUCAAUGCAUCUCUAUAGGGAGCAUUCAGCAUCUCCUGCACAAAAUGCAGUACUAAAAUAGGAAGCACCUCUAGUGGUCAUCUGAGUGACUACACCCAAAGGUGUUACUAGGCAGCAUUUAUAUUGAGCCUGCUGAGUUUACAGGGACAUGCUACAGACACCAGAACCACUACAUUAGACUGUGUUGGUUUUGGUGACUAUAGUGUCCCUUUAACAAAAAAGUAACCAAGCCGGAAGCACAGCUGACAAAUAAUUUUUCCAGCUUAGCUAUUUAAACCUUAAAUUUAAAAUUUACAUUAAAUUCGGUUUGAAUUCUCACUUUAGUGAAUGAUUCUGUGGGUACUGAAAUGUAUGACUAUUCAAAAAUAGUUUGAGUAGGUACCAGAGUAAACGUUUAUCAUAUAUGACAGACAUUUUAAAUAGUUAUAUAUAAAUUUAAUUUGUUUUAAUGUGAUACAAAUGUGAUUGCAUUUUCUUCAGUCUUCAAAAGAAAGAAUUUUAUAACAACAACCCAAUAAUUAACUUUUUGUUGUGAAGCUGCUACAGUGAUUGUUUUUAUUGUUGCAAUAUUAACUCUAGUCAAAUGCAUAGACACAAUGUCCAUUUAUGAUUAUUUCAUAAGCACAUCUUUAAACACAAUUGUGUUCAAAAUUCUAUAUGUAGGAUUUAUAUUUGAUUGUGGAACAUUAGUACCAACCAAAGAACAAAUACUUUUGGGAGGUGUCAAGGAUACAGUAUAACCUCAACAUGCCCUACCACAUUCGGCAUAGGCUAAUGCUAUCAACGAUAAGAUGCAAAUAGUGACUUAUCACUGGUUCCUAAACUAAUGUAAUAGUGCAUGUAAGGACAGAUGGAAUGGUCAAAUACAAACACACAAAAGUAGGCCAUGCAUUCCCCACUACUCUUGGGCAGCAGCAAUGACUAUAAUAUUCAUCAGCCCAAAUAACAAAGAACAAAACAAAACAAAAACAAAGUUACUUGCACUUCAUUACAAACACGUAUGCAUAUUUAAAUAGUAGGAAUUUAACUACCAUUCCAAUGGCCAUUAAAAUGUAAGCUCACCUAACAAAUCAAGGUACACACAAAGUCUUAUACGGCAAUUCACCUUGCUGUUUAAAAAUCUCAAAUGAGACAUAAAGGGUAUUACUAUGAACCCCUACAAACUUAUUAACCAUUAAUAGAAGACAUGUUUUUUUGGUUUGCUUUUUUAAUUGUGAAAUAACAAUAUGAAGUCAAUGAGUGGUAGACAAGCCAAAUAAUUGUAUUACAAAAUAUAAAUCAAAUAAUGGGCACACUAGAGAGCCAGAGAACCACAAUAGGUUGUAAAUAGCCAACAGAAUGGCUAAAAAAAUAUAAGAUAUAUAUAUUAAUAUUUAUAUGUAGUAUGCAUGUUCAGCUGAGAUUUAUCAUGGGUGAAUUGAGGUGAAUAUUAUACACCACAAGACAGCGCACAGUCCCAGUGUGCACAGUAAGAGAGUGCAUCAGGAAGCCAUAACAGGAGUGUUGCUCUAAUAAUACAGUUGUGAAUGUGCCUCAACCAGAUGUUUUACUUAUAUAAUUAUAUAUAUAUAUACACAUUUUCUUUUUGAGUUCCAUUUUUCCUUUGUUUUACUUUAGGCACUUACUGCUGCACAGUCUUAUUAUACCACUACAUCUUGGAACUGCCCUCUCACAAUACAAAAAGUCCUUCAAGAAAUUCCACUUGGUACCUUCUCUUUGCCCAUUGCAGCUGCCCAGGUGUUACCCUUCCUGCAGGGUAUGAGUUACGUCAAUGUGAAGGACAAGCAAUGCACAGUUGACAACAGUAAGUCCCUUAUUUUAUUAUUAUUUUAGUUUUGUAUUUACAUAGCACCAAUCAAAUUCAUAUUACAGGAUGCAAUACAUAAAGAGCCUCAUAAAAAAAAGUUUUUUGAGACAGAAAAGAAGUAAUAUCGUAGGAUGUGAAAGCUUGCAAUCUAAAAUAUGAAAAGUGAAGAUUGUCACUUUAAAAAUUGUGAGAUAGGGUAGGACUGGCACUUAAAGGGAACCUGUCAUGACGGCCCUAAUACCCCAUUAAGCAACAAAUAUAUCAUUGGCCAUUACGAUUAUUUCUAUAUAUUUAACUGGACGUUCGUAAGCAAUUCCUGUGGCCCUGCAGACAAGGCAUGAACUGAUCCCGGGCUGUGCAGCAGGCUUCUUACCUUUUAUCUCAUGAGUAUUGAGGAUGACUCCAGUUUUAUUUUAAUCACUCUGUCAGUUAUUAUGCUCUGAACUUAACUUGCUUUUUUUAAAAUGUAUUUCUUCUGACAUAUUCAUUAUCAUGAUUUAUCGUGUUUAUAUAUUAUUUAAAGAUUAGGCAGAAUUUUCUAGGAGUUUCUUUCUGAUUGCUGACCUUAUCUGACAUACUUCUGUUUAAGCCUCUGUGAUACUUAUUUACAAAUAUAUAUACACAUUUAUUUGAACUCCUACUUUAUGUAUAUUGUGCAUCUUUCAAUGCUUCAAUAAACAGAGAUUGACAAUAGGAAAUAAAAAAACACAAAACAAAACUUUGUGUAGUCUAUUCAUUAAACGCCUCAUAGCAGCUGAAUAGUAUUUGAUUUUAAAAUUUUGGCUAUUUUAACCAAAACGUUUGCUAUGUAAAAUUCAUUUGGCUACUCACAUAGAGCAAAUUCAGACAUAUUGGCAUUUUGAUUGGCAUUUUGAUUCUUACCUUUACCCAACAUUUUUAGCAUGCCCUGCAAUGAUUUCAAAAUCCUAAAUGCCCCAUAAACUCUACUCACACUUACAAAGACAUCUUUUUUCUCUCUGAGCUGAAUAUGACCAGUACUCCGGUGCUGUGUGAGAGCCCCACACUCAUGGUUUCCAUAGAUGUGAGGUUGUCAAACAGUGCAGAAUUUACUUUUAAUAUAGACCAGGGAUUGGCAACCUUUGGCACUACAGAUGUUUUGGACUACACCCCCUGUGACGGACCACCUGGCAAUCAGACCGAGUGCCUCCACCAACCGAUGCUCCUAGUGCUCACCGAGGAAUUCCAGCACUCCACCAGACACCAUAAGCACUGCAGACCCCACUUCCAGCGAUGCAGCUGCGCCGGGGUCUCGCAGUCCUCCACCCAUCCUGGACCCAAUACUGGGAUCCAGCUUUCAGUGGACAGACCUCUCCUACUCCCAGAGAGCGUAGCAGGAACAUCUCUUAUAAGAGCUAAUGAUUAUAAUUCCUGGGGAGUAUAGUGAUAUAGCAAUCCCCAGGAUAGAUACAGCCCUUUUCCCCCCCACACAUGAGAUAAAACUCUAUGUUGAAGGUAAGAAGGAACAGAUGUUUAAUGGAGGCACACUGGCCUUUUAUGCAAGUUUCCCAACAAGGGUGACACCCAGGUGGACCUUGUUAGGCACAUUGACACAAAGUGAAUAAACCAAUAAAAAUGGAGUCAUACAGUGAGACACUCCCAUACACAAAAAAUAGAAUCCCUCCUCUGUGCUUGGGACAUAAUUAAAUCUGGAACUGUACUAAUCUAACACAAUUAUUUUCAAGCACAGAAAAACAUACAAUUUUAUGAAACCCCAAAAAGUACCUUAAAAACACAUAAAACCCCAUAAAAGUUACAUCCCGAUCUGGGUGAACAACAUAUCCAAAAAUCACCCGGAUCAGUUCAGGGGUUCAGGAAUUUCCUGGAAGUCAUAGUUUUGACCGACUGUACACAUGGUCCUAUGCCCAAAACAGUUCCAGGGAAAUCAGUGCUAACAGCCGGUCAAGUUCGGUAGUCUUUUACAGGUUUCCUCGCAGGGCCCAUAGUCUGUGGGCAGGAGGCUGGCAAGCAGGCCCCUCCAAGUACAAGUGGCGAGGUUACUUUUGCCACACCCCCAUGAUGCUUUGCUAGCAUUAUGGCUGUAAGAGCAUUGUGGAAGGUGUAGUCCACAACAUCUGGAGGGCCGAAAGUUGCCUACCCCUGAUAUAGACUAUAGGUAGAGAAUUUAUAAUGUGUUCUUUAACCCCUCAAAAACAAAAAAAACAAAGAAAACCCCAAAUAUAUAUUUUCUCACUUUCUCACACACAUAUACUCAUACAUACACAUUCAAGCACACACAAGCAACUUUUAUUUUUUGGUUUUAUAAAGAUACUCAUUCAGCCUCCUUACAUUUGUCUGGAAAAGCUGGAGUGGAUCCUCAUCCCUGGUGGCUAGUGGGGAGCUGCUGUGAUCUCCGUGCAUUGGCUGGGCAGCUGCCUUGAGCACCCAGUACUGAUGCUGUGGCCUAAGUGAUGUCACAUUCAGGUUCUCAGAAUCACUACAAGGCACACAAGGGAGCUGUGUUCCAGAGCACAGAUAUAUCGCAGCUCACUUGCUGCUUGCCAGUAGAUUUCGAUAGUGUAGGCACUUGUAAAGUGAAUAGGCAGGUGCCUAGUCUGCAUUAUUGGAAAUAUAAGUCUGCCCCCAAAAAUGCCUUAAUACAGCUGCAGGGCUGCCUUUCACUUGUGCCAGCCCUAAACGACAACGUAUACAUGGUAGUACGAAAACAACCAGAUUUACUUCUAAGCUACUGCUUAAAACAUGGGUAGGCAACUUUCAGCACUCCAGAUGUUGUGGAUUACAUUUCUUAUAAUGCCCUUACAGCCAUAACGCUGCCAAUGCAUCAGGGGAGAUGUAGUCCACGACAUCUGGUGGGUCAAUAGGUUUUCUAUACCUGGCUUAGAACAUGUUAGAAGAAAUGUUAAAGGUUCUGCUAUGUGACAAUACAAGACCUGCAAUAUCUCAAAGUUAUUAUUAAAUUAGUAUGUAUGUAGAAGGUGUACAGGGCACUUCCUGGGCACUUACUAUGGGUAAACACAGAGCAGGCCUGCAAUCACUGAAGUGUGUGUGAGUAGGGCACUUAGAAGCACGAACAGGGUUGUACUCACGCAUUAAAUAUGUUCUGGGUGCCAGGUCCUUAAAACAUUUGGUGUUUACUCUUUAAAAGUUUAUCAGUCUUCAAAAGGAUACGAUAAUGUGGUAGUUGGGAAUUAAGCUUCAAAGUGGGGGAGGAAUAUGUGGAACAAGCCAGCUGGCUCUAUAUAAGGAAAGUAAUUUAUACAUUUUCUUACUUUUUUUUUUUUUUUGCUUGAGAACAUGUAUUUACAUCUGCUUUGUGUGUCUUUUCUGCUAUGUGUGCCGCACACACUAGCUCAGGAAGAAUUAGGUGAGUUCAAAAAAAGAUAGGUUGUCAUUACAGAUAGGUCGUCUGUCAUUACAGUGCUCAUGUUUUCCUGAUCCAGCGGAGUAUAUAAGUUCAUGCUUAUAAAAUAUGUAUUUCUUAGUCUUUAAUUCAUUUACACAUGCUGUUAUAUGAUCUUUUUCAUAAUAUAGCAUAGAUGAUUUUAUUUGUCAUAUAUUUAAGUUAAUUUUGAUUAUAACGUACCAUUUUUCUUUUAAAUAAUGCAAUUUAUAAUCAUCAAUUCAACUAUAUGUUCUUCCUCCUUCCCCUUUGCAGGUCCUCGCAUUACAGUGGAGUACACCAUAGUAAAUAACCUAGUAGAGGAAAAUUUCAAAUACACUAUCCAGGUAGAAGUCCUAGAAGGCUCGACUUUGUUGCAGGUCAUGCAAAAAGCUGCUCAGAUCAACCCCAAGGAGUUCAGGUGAGGAACUAAACAGACAGGAUUAGUGUCAUCACUUCCACACAGUGAGCAAGUAAAGUCAAUUUCCUCAUAGUUAUUGUAUAAAGCAAUCAGUUAGGCUAUUUGUUACUUCUGUUUACCGUGAGGUCAUUCUCAAGUUUCAGAAACUGUUAAUGUUUUCUUACAAGAUUCUGAACUAUUGAGCUUUCCAGUUUAAAUGGAUUUCCAACAGGGCUUCAGAAAGGGGGAACAUUUUCUCAUUGACUCUAAAAUGACACUGUAAUUUAAUUUUCAGUCAAUAUGUUUCUGGUAUGAACUUACUGUGCAUAGUCUGUUAAAAUGCAUUCAGUCACGAGGUGGCUAUUGAAUUUGACAAUACAGUGAAUUUACAUUGUAUCUUUUGUUAGUGUGCGAUAACGUAUGUAUGCUGUUGGGCUGAUCAGGCAAUCGGACAAAAUGACAAUUUCCAAGCCACCACAAAUGUUGUGGGAACCGACUGUUCGGUUUGGUUCUUGAUUCAGAGUGCUAUUCCUGGUAUCAGAAAAAGGGGGAUUGAAAAGAGGCUAUUUCUGAUUUUUUUGGGGGGUGGGGGGCAUAUAUCAGUAUCCCAUGAUGGGCAGGAUGUGUUAAAAUUGAUGGUUACAGCUGCUUAAUGUUGAUUUUAUUCACAUAUCAAGUGACCAACAUAGGGGGGAAACUGAGAAGCAGUAUACUAUACUUACAAUCAGGAUUCUUCUUUAAUUUAAGAUACUGAAGGAGACGGGCCAGCAGUGAUCAUGUGUGUUUACCCCUGCCAUGUCUGUGUGGAAGUGAAAGACUAUGUUUAGCUCUCUGCUGUGUCCAGCUUGCAGCUAUUGCCAGAAGCAAAGGUGUACCUGGAGCAUUUGGCACCCAGGGCAGAUCCUAUAUUUGGCACCACCCCCCAAGUUUAAAAUGUAAAAAACAUCCACAAUUUUCUUUUAUGUAUUUAGCACUGAGCAGUGUUUUUUUCUGAAUGUAAGCAUACAGAUACAAACACUGACACAUAGAGAUACACAUAUACAGAUCACAGACACACACAUACAGAUACACAGGUACAAGUGUGUGUAUAUAUAGUGUAUGCAGUGUGUGUGUUUGUGUAGUGGAUGCAGUGUGUGUGCAGUGUAUGCAGUGUGUGUAUAUAGUCUAUGCAGUGUGUGUGUUUGUGUAGUGUGUGUGUAUAUAGUCUAUGCAGUGUGUGUUCGUGUAGAGUAUGCAGUGUGUGUGUGUAAAUAGUCUAUGCAGAGGGUGUGUUUGUGUAUGAAGUGUGUGUUUCUGUAGUGUAUGCAGUGUGCAUGCUAUGUGGGAUAAGUGGUAGGGGGGUGAGCAGUUUGUAUUGAUUGGGUUUCCCCCCCCUCCCUGACUCUUAACUGUGUCCAGGGAGUGGAGACAUAACAUUCCCUGUUAGUCUGGUGGCACAGCAUGGUUGUCCAAAUAAGAGGGCCCAGGAGCAUCCACCUUCGUUUCACCUCCAGCAGCAGGUCCUUUGUUCUGGCAUUUCCAAGAGCAUUGCCGCGGGUUGACAUGGCAACGCUCCGGCAUGCAUUGCGUGCAGGGCCGGUGCAAGGAUUUUUGCCGCCCUAGGCAAAAGUAAAGUUUGCCCCGUGACAUCACAAUGCCCCACCCAUAUGACCUGCCAUGUUAACUAACGCUAGUGCUGCAGUGCCGCUGUGUUUACAUUAAAAGGCCUGCAGGGACAGGCUAUAGACACCAGAACCACUACAUUAAGCUGCAGUGGUUCUGGGGACUAUAGUGUUUCUUUAAUGUGAGGUAAAUUAGAGAUUAGUGCCACGAAUAAUAUACUAGAUUGCCUACUUACAACCAGAUGAGGAUGAUGAUGGGCUCUAGCUGCAGUCUGGCUCCACUGGUCUGGUGUAUAACAGGAUCUCUGGAGGCUGUUUGUAACUGUGGUCACAAAAAUCAAUGUUCUGGGAGAACGGAGAAGCAGCUCCAUUUUUUGGGGGCCCUUUACACAGCUCAAGGUCUGGGUCCCAGGGUCCACCUUCAUGUUCCACCAAUGAGUUUGUUCACAGGGGGUGGAGUGUGUAGGGGAUGUCCUGAUUUGUGUGUAAGGAAUGCAUUGUGUGAAUCUGUGUUUCUAUGUGUAAGGGCUGCAAGGUGUGUUUCUGUGUAUGUAAGGGAUGAAGUGUGUGAGUCUGUAAGGGGUGCUUUGAGUGUGUUUAAGGGGUGCAUUGAGUGUGUGUAAGGAAUGCAUUGUGUGUUUCUGUGUGUGUAAGGGAUGCAUUGUGUGUAAGGGUUGCAUUGCGUGUGUGUGUGUGUGUAAUGCAUUGUGUGUGUAAUGCAUUGUGUGUUUUUCUGUGUGCAAGGGGUUCAUUGUCUUUGUGUGUAAGGGGUGCAUUGUGUGUGAUUGUGUGUGUGAUGGAUGUCAAUCUCUCCCCCCCUCCCUUGUCACUCUCUUCUCCCCCCCUCCCUUGUUACUCUCAUUCCCCCUCCCUCCCCUGUCACUCCCCCCUCCCUGUCAAUUUCUCUCUCCCCGUCAAUUCCCCUCCCUGUCAAUGUCUCCCCCCUCCCUGUUAGUUCCCCCCCUGUUAGUUUCUUCCCCCCACCUCCCUGUUAGUUUCUUUCCCCCCACCUCCCUGUUAGUUUCUUUCUCCCCCCUCCCUCAGUUUAUUUCUUCCCCCCUCCCCUCCCUGUUUCUUUCUUCCCCCUCCCUGUUUCUUUCUUCCCCCUCCUUCCCUGUUUCCUUCUCCCCCCUCCCUCCCUACCUGUUUCCUUCUCCCCCCUCCCUCCCUCUUUCUUCCCCCUCCCUCCCUGUUUCUUUCUCCCCCCUCCCUCCCUCCCUGUUUCUUUCUCCCCCUCCCUCCCUGUUUCUUUCUUCUCCCCCCUCCCUCUCUGUUUUUCUUCUCCCCCCUCCCUCUUUUUUUUCUUCUCCCCCUCCCUCUGUUUCUUUCUUCUCCCCUCCCUCCCUCUCUGUUUCUUUCUUCUCCCCCUCCCUCCCUCUCUGUUUCUUUCUUCUCCCCCCUUCCUCCCUCUUUCUUCCCCCUCCCUCCCCUACCUGUGUGGUAGUGUGGCCGAGCCCAGUAUAGUCCGACCGGUACAGGGAGCUGUUGUUUCCUGUACCCGGCCGGACUAACAGGAAGUGAACACAGAGUGUGCACUUCCUGUUAGUCCGGCCGGGUACAGGAGACAGCUGCUCUCUGUACCCGGUCGGACCAUCAUAGAGGGCUCGGCCACGCUACAAGAGGGAGCUGACAGGUGGGGCGCUCAGCGCUGAGCGUUCCCUCCUGUCAGCCCCUCUCCUCAGGCUGCGCCAGGCGGUGCGGUCCGCCCUCAUGGACGCACCGCCCGGGCAAAGCUGCAGCCGCCUGAGGCUCUUUACAGAGCGCUCGGGCGGCUGCAGCAUGAGCGGGGCCGGCGCUCCUGGCGGCGCCCCCUCCCAAGGGGCGCCCUAGGCGGCUGCCUAGUCCGCCUUACAGGUAGCGCCGGCCCUGAUUGCGUGCAGCACAGAGUGUUUCUAUAGCAACUCACUGUAAUGCUCUUGCAGAUCGCCAGAACAGAGGGCCUGCUGCUGCUGGAGGUAAAAUGAAUGUAGAGAGUCUUGCAAGUGCCCUGGGCCCUUUACAUAAGACACAUGCGCCCUAGACAUCCCCCCUAAUGAGUGGCACCCGGGACGGACCACGCCUUCCGCUCCCCCUUAUUAUACCACUGGCCAGGAGCAUUUGAAACAACUUUCAGUAGAAGAUUAGAUUGAAUUUGCAUACGUAAUUUGGUGUAAUAAGAAAAAGAAAUCCACCAUCAUAAUUUUUAUGUUCUAAUCCCAAGAAGAAAUUGAGGAAGGGUUGGGAAGGUGCUGUGUAUCCCAAUGCAUCAUCAGCAUAAGUGUCAUGGCAUCUUAGAGUCUGAACACCUCUUCCUCUGCCAUGAGGACUGCCAUGAUGACUGCUGACACCUAUUGCUGUGUCUACCACCACCUCUGUCAUAACCACUAUUAUUAGAGAGAAGGAUAAGCAGCAUGUCUGUUAAAGCGGUGCUGUCACCCUAUACUUACCUUGCUUCAAUCUGUUCUUCUUUUCCUCACUCCUAUCAGUUCUUUUCUUCUUCUUCUAUUUUUUUGUCCUGAAUUAUAUAAGGCAAAGGACUAUUUUGACUGUACAGCAUUAAGAGUAUGUCUAAGGACUUGCAGGUCCGAUACACAUUAAGAGUUUUUCUUGAUCUUUUCCCUAUUUGUUUGUUUUUGCACUGAGUAUAUUAAAGGACCACUAUAGGCACCUAGACCACUUCAGCUCAAUGAAGUGGUCUGGGUGCCAGGUCCAUCUAGGAUUAACCCUGCCUGCUGUAAACAUAGCAGUUUCAGAGAAAAUGCUAUGUUUACUUUAGGGUUAAUCCAGCCUCUAGUGGCUGUCUCAUUAACUGCCGCUAGAGGCGCUUUUGCGCUUCUCACUGUGAAAAAUCACAGUGAGAAGACGGCAGCGUCCAUAGGAAAGUAUGGACUGGCUGAAAAUAUGGACUGGCUGAAUGCACUCUUGCCGCGCAUGUGCAUUCAGCCUAUGAUAUCAGAAAAGGGAGGAGAAAGGUGAGUGUUUAACCCCCUUUCUCCCCAUAGAGCCCGGCAGUAGUGGGACCCUGAGGGUGGGGGCACCCUCAGGGCACUGUAGUGCCAGGAAAACGAGUUUGUUUUCCUGGCACUAUAGUGGUCCUUUAAACUAUUUUUGGAUUUGGAGCACUUGUUCUGACAUUUUCUUUUAGCUAUAUAUGGACCUAUUUUCCUAGUAAUUUUUGGUCUUUCUGACAUAUGUAUGAAUUUUUUAUAAAGAACCAGCAUUUUUAAAGAAUGGUUCCUGAUGAUUUUACUGGCAGCUUGUGUGAGUACAGUAACUUUCUUUAUGUGUGCAAAGGAGGCAAGCCUUCAGAGGAUCCAACAAAGUACACUUAUCCCACUAUUAGUUAGUAGAAUGUCAAAUUCAGUGUGAUAAGGAAAGUUUUGAGGGAUCUGCUCCACAGACAUUCCAUGAGGGAGAUGUUUUAGAUUUCCCUGUUAUCCACUAGGUUUCUCUUUGGUUUCACCUAUCCAUCUCAUUGAUCUAAUGUGUGUCAUUGGGAUUUUUUAUUGUACAAUAUGAAUAUUAAAGGGAUCCUAUAGUGCCAGGAAAACAAAGCCAUUUUCCUGGCACUAUGGUGUUAAUAGGUCCCCCCUCCUGCCACUUCAGCCACUUACCUGAAUUCAGCGCCGGUGCACUGGGUCAGGCUGCGCCAACACCCCUCACUGACGUCAGCGGGGAAUAUCUAAUGGAGAUCUAAUGCACAUUUGACACUGAAGGUCCGUGAGGACGUCCAGCAUCAGAUAACGGACCAAAAGUCUGUUUGGAUUCUGGCAGCCCUCUAGUGGCUGUCUGGUAGACAGCCACAGAGGGAAGACUUAGAGCUAAGGAGUAAAUAUUGCAGUUCUCUGGAGUUAUCAUAUGGAGUUUUAUGGGACUUGUUUAUCUUGCAAUUAAAGCGGCACUGUCAUGGCUGAAUCCAGUUUUUUUUUAACCCCCUCUCUCCCCGACUCCACUACAUCUAAUUGUCUCCCUAGUCACCCCCAAAGGCCCCUAAACCCCCCAUAUUACCAAUUUUGAAUCUAUAUUUUCUAUCCGGACUUAGGUCCUGGGUGCCGCCAUCUUUGUGUGGGUAGAUGAAGUCCCUGUCGGAUUCGUCACCUGCCCACAUUAGAAAGCGCCGUGAAAUUCCUGCGCAUGCCCAGAUAAACACUUGUAUGCGAACAGGAAUUUCAUCCAUCCAUCCAUUCCUCAGAAAGACGAACGAAUGAAUAGAAAUGUCAGAUGAACAAACACUGAAUAUUGGUGCUCAUUUGUUCGUUUAGUUUUUUACAAGGAGGGAGCUACCGGGCGUCGCACAGCUCCCUCCUUGUAAUAUGUAAUGAUAGAAGCGGUAGGGAGCAGUGGUCCCCGCCACUUCCUAAGCCUCCCCAUGUCCUUCCUCACUCUAUGGGGGUCAAUAUGAGCUGUGUCUGCUCACUGUUAUAAAAAUAAUCCCCCCGCCCCCUUUCCAACAAAUGGCCCCAUGGUGGGGCAACUACUAACUAGCAGGGGGGACAUAGUGUCCCCAUGAGCCCCCACCCGUGGCCCGCGAGUGGUGGCUAUUCAACUAAACAAUAGCGUCUUUUUUUUUUCCUGCCAGAUUUUUUUUUUUUUUUUGUGCUAGGGUUUUUUUUAUUUGAUAAGUUAGACGGGUAUUUUGUUUUUUUUAUAUUUGGCCUUUUUGGGGGCUGAAAGGUAUUUAGCUUUGUCUCCCCUUCACUAUUUUUAGGUUAAGAGGGUAGGUAGGGAUUUAUUUGAUUUCAUUUGGGUGGGGGUGACUAGGGGCUUGGGGACCCCAAGUCACCGGGUGGAAGGUGGGUAUUUUUACACUUAGCCCCAUCCGUCGCCCAUGGGUAGGGGCAGGACAAAAGGUCCCCCCAUUUUCAUUUAGGGCCCUCACCUGCUGCCCAGGGAUGGGGGCCGGGAAGGAGGACAAUUUACCCCUCCCAAUUGUUAAUAGAUGACCCACAAUUAUUGGAGGCUGCUCACUGUUUAGUAGACAUGCCCCAUACUUGCACCAUAGCAGUAGGGGAUUUUUGGAGAUUUCAAUAGCCCAUAUGCUAUUAUGGCGGUCAUAUUGACCCCCAUAGAGUGAGGGAGGACAUGGGGGGGGGCUUAGGAUGUGGCAGGGAGAACUGCUCCCUGCCGCUUCUAUCUUUACAUAUUACAAGGAGGGAGUUGCGCGCCGGUUGCUCCCUCCUUGUAAUAAACUAAACGAACAAUCAAACACCGAUAUUCGGUGUUUGUUCAUCUGGCAUUUCUAUUCAUUAAUCCGUCUUUCCGACGAAUGAAUGGAUGAAAUUGCCGUUCGCAUGCCCAAUUUUCACAGUGCUAUCUAGUGUGGGCAGAUGACGUAUCCGACAGGGACUUCAUCUACCCACACAGAGAUGGCGGCACCCAGGACCUAUGUCCGGACAGAAAAUAUAUAGCAUUUGGGGCUGACUAGAGGGACAAUUAGAUGUAAUGGAGUUGGGAGGGGGGUUGAAAACAAAAAUGGACUCGGCCAUGACAGUGCCGCUUUAAAUAUUGAUAUUUUUCUUUUAUUUAUUUUUUGUUAGAUUUCUGUCUGCACUGGGUAAUUUUCUUGCUGUACUUCAAUUAUGCUACUACUAGAUGCCUCAUUGUAAAAUGUCCAUUUGUAAAUACAGCGGUGUGGCUGACACAAUGUAGAUAUAUUAACAAAGAGAGAUGCCUGGGACAAAUUGUUUCUGUAAAUGGAGAAUUCGGGCUAGAACAACAUGACUAUUAAAAAGAAGGGAAAAUGGGCACCUGAAAUAUCAUGGCAAUGUAAAUGUGGAAUGGAUUCGGUGGCAAUUUGGCUAUACAAUUGCAAUAUGAUAGCUAUAAUGGCCAUUAUAUAGUUUCUGUGUAAAAUACCAAUGUGCAAGGGGUUUAAGAGAGACUGGUGGGAUGUAUUUAUUGAAAAUGGGAUGGUACAAUUGGGGGUCUGUAAUUGAAGAGUAUUGGUGGGUACACUGUGAGCACAUAAGUGGUAGACACUUGCAGCAAGAUAACUUCAUCAGAAUUAUUAUGGGACAAGAAGGUCAUGGACGUGGGUUGGGCAGUGUUAUAUUGUCAACAAAGCCAAAAAGUCUUCAGUCUGGUGCUCAUCAACUUGCCCCUACACUUCCAUUUGAGUCUGAUGCUUCAAUCAGGAAGUUAUUUUAUUUUAAGCUGCCCAACAUCCAUCCAUUUUUGUAUUGCACAGGGUUAUUGCUUCAUGUAUUUUUGGUGAAUGUGAUGUUUCCAAGUACUGUAUUCAUGAGUAAUGGUGUCACAUCUAUUACAUUAUUAAAGACAGUGAGUGGCCAACCCAUUUUCUCAGAAAAAAAAAAUUGCUUCCUUGUCAGUUGUUUUUCUCAAUGUUUAUUUUGUCAUGACUUCAUGGCUCUUAAAUAUAAGGGUGGAUUCAUAAUUCCUGGCAGUGAUGGUAUCAUAUUGUGACUGCAGAACAAAAUCAUUUGAAUAGCUCAUACUCAAUAGAGUUAGCUUGAACAAAGGUAACUUGGACAAAGCUCCUCAAAAUAAUGAUAUUACAGCAGUAUUAUUAGUGUAGAUAAUAAUACAGUAUAUACAAUAAUCACAUGUUAACCCCCUUAACAUCUCUUGGCAGUCAAAGGUUUGAAACAGUGAAGGUUAUUAGCAGGCUUACCAUUUAGUUGUACUUAGCUGAAGAACAAUGCUAGGUAAAGAACAGAGGAGAUCACGUGGUGGAGGUCCAGCAUAACAGGGCAGUUCCGGAGUGGAGAAUAAUGUACACAGUCCGUGAUGAAAUCAGGCAGCUUUGGAAACCAAAGUACAGAGUCCAUUAUAAGGUAGAGACUGGCAGGGUUAUUACUAAAGUGAGAAUUAAAAAUUAAAUUAAAAUGAAUUACAAAUUUAAGACCAAAAUAAAUAAAUAUAUAAAAAGUACGUUAUUCGUUCAGAACGGCUACCUUGGCUUAAAAUAUUAACUUCACUGAGAAUUCUCACUUUAGAGAAUAGCUCUGUGAAUAAUUGAGUGUUUGGAGUUUACUGUAACCUUUAUUUGGGGUGCGGAAAACAGCAGGAACAGCACAAAGGGGGUAAUCUAUGUUCCUAAAAGCAGAGCCAAGAUCAGAUAUCAGGGAGGUCAGGGCACGAAGGGUUGUGCCAUAAGCGUAGUCAGGGACCAAGGUCAGAAACCAAUAAAGGUCAGAGUAUGGAGGGAUUGUCAAUAGCAUGGCCAGGGUAAAAAAAAACAAGGUAAUAAGCCAACAAGAAGAGUACUGAUACCGGUCAGGUCACUUAGAGGAAUAAAGAACAGAGGCUGAAAAUGAGCAGUAUUACGCAAGUCAAUACAGACCAGUAGACUCGAUUAAGCCAUGAGGAUUCCACAGAGCAAUACUUAAAUUGUCAAACAUAAUUGUACAAACCUAAAAGCAUUUAAGGAUCAAACAAAAGUGCUACUAUAAGGGUUAUUCACUAAAGUCCAAAUGGCCCUGAAAAGAAUGGGACAAAACAAUCCAGCUGCAUACUGGAAAAAGUGGACAUUGUUGAUGGAACUGACCAAUGACUGGAUUUUGUAAAUCAGGACCCAAACUAAGGUUUUUUUGAGUUUUGAAUAAUAGUAUCAAGGUUGAUGAGUUGGUUUGUUAGUUAUACAUUAAAAGCAUUUCUACAUGCAAUCAAACCAUAACACAUUGUCUUAAAGGUGAAAUAUUCAGCUACACUGGAUGUAUGAAACUUUUCCAUCUACUGCAAGUUCCUUUAAAUUGGCUGAUUCCUGCAAAAUGUGUCUGACUUUUUCCCCCCCAGUUUUUCCACUACCGAUAGUGAGUGGGGUGUCUUUGUCUCAAGCAUAAAUAAUCUUGCUGGAAAUAACAACCAAAGGACAUACUGGCAGUUUUUUAAUGAAACAACACCUUUACAACUAGGUAAGAAUACAUCUUUUCUUCUUACCACAAUUAAUUUCUAAUAUAUGUACUUUAUCCUUUGCACCUGACUUGUUUAACACAUAGGACAGUUUGUUACUAACUUGCUAAUAUUAAUAGAUUUGAAAUUCUAUGCUGAUAUACAUUCCAUAUUGUUAGUGUCAAAGAUCACCACAAGACAUUAAGGGACAGUAAAAGCACCUAAAAGUACUAUAUCUUAUUACAGUCCUUACAUGCCCAGCUGUCACUGAAAAGUUACCAUUUAGUCUUCUCUAAGCAGGAAUACAGAGGGUCAGUCCCAGACAUAUGUUCAGAUAUGGUCAUGUAAGGACUUUUGCCCAUUGGAGUGGUCUGGGUGCCAACUCCCACUACCUUUAACCCUGCAACUGUAAAUUUUGCUAUUUUUAUAAACUAAUAUUUACCUUGCAGGUUUAACUCCUCCUUUAGUGGCUGUCUACUAGACAGCCACUAGAGGGCACUUCCGGGUUUAUAGCACACAUUUCGUGUGCUAUAGCAUGUCGCAGAAAUCGCAGAAAUGUGUUGCAGAAAUCCCCAUAGGAAAGCAUUGAAAGCAUGUUUCAAUGCUUUCUUAUGGGGAGGUGUAAUGCGCGUGCGCAGCAUUGCCGCACAUGCGCAAUAGGUCUCCCCUCGCCGGAUGAGCGUGGGCAGACCCUGACCCAUCGCCGAGGGACAUCGGUGCUGGAUACAGGUAAGUCACUGAAGGGGGAGAGGGGACCUGCAGUGCCAGGAAAACGGUUUGUUUUCCUGGCACUGGAGAGUCCCUUUAAGCUGUAGGGACACUCUAGGUUCUAUAACCUUUUUAUCUCCCUGAAUUGUUAAUGGUAUCUGGAGUACCUUGGCACCAUCCUUCAUAAAAAAUGUACUACUAGUUUAACAACUAGUUUAACAUUAAACAGCUAGUUUAACAUUAAGAAAAUUAUCGAUCCUGGUUUCCGUGGAACCAUAAUUGUCUUAAUGUUAAACCAUUGUUUAACCAAUUACCAGUUUUAAACUAUAUUAAUUAGCUAUUUUAAUUAAUUAUAACCAUUUUUCAAACAUUUUUAAACAGUGUUUAAACACUACAGACACUGUAAUGAGAUGGAGCAGUGUCAGUGACCAGAGAGUCUCUUUGACUAUAAUGUUAGCAUUGUUAUAUUGAUUAUAAAAGCCCUCGUCCAUCAAGUUCAACCUUCCACACAUCUGUUUUCUCUAUUGCCCAAUUAAAACAAAUAGUUUACAACUAAAGUGGUUAACAUAUUUCUCCUUGGAUCGUCAGGCUUUGUGUUAACUUUCAUAAUACUGAAAAUGUCCCACUUUGCACAAAUAAAUAAAAAAAUAAAAUUAAUUUUAAAAAAAAUUAUAUAUAUAUUUUUUUUAAAAGAUGUCUGCUGAAAAUGCUGCUAAAACAACCUCCUAGGUAGAGAAUUUCACACCUGCGAAACACUUACUUCAAAUCUCAGUGUAGGAUCUCGUGUAAGCUCCAUGUACAAUUGUAUAAUGUUAUCAUAUUCCUUCUGAAAUGGCUGUAUGCUAAAGUAGAUAAAAGUAAAUUUUGUGAUCUUUCUUCAUAUUUAAGAUUUUAGAUUCCACUUUUUAAUUUAUACCCCACACGCUUGUACACUAAAUAGCACAAAUCCUAAAAGAAACAAAUCCUGGAAGAUUAAAACAGUGAAUUGGCCAAUUAUCAUUUAAGCUCCUGCUUUUAAUAUACUGAAGAAAUAUAUAUAUAUUUAAACAUUUUCCCCUUUUCCUGAUCUGGAAUAUUUAUCCCAUGCCUAAUGUUUAUAUUGUUAUUAACAACCACUUUUUAGAAUCCUAUUAGCAUACUGUAUUGCUAAAGGAACAGCAUACAGUUUUUUUUGUGUGUUAUGUGUAAAACUAUGUCCUUAAUCAAAAAAAUGUUUUUAAAGAUAUAUAAAAGCUACCACAAUGCAAAAACAAUCAUGGAAAAUAUCAGUUAGCACAAAAGAACAAUAAACAUAAGACAUAAAACAAAAUAAUUAUUAUGUGCACCUGCUUAAUUUAGUAUAAUCAAGUGUAGACCAGCGACAGCUAAUCUUUGAGACUCUUGUUGAUGAAGACUAUUUUUACACGAUUUUCACGGUGUCCAAAGACUGGCCAUCACUCUAGACUUUAAUUUCUGCUAUCACUGUUUAAAGAUGCAUUUUAAAUGUGAAGAACUUCCAUCCUUUCCAGUAUAUUAAUCAUUGAUCUUUUCUUACUUUUCUCCUAGGUGUAAGCUCAUACAAACCUACCAACAAGGAACACAUCUUGGCCAUUUUCAGCAAAUUCUAAUUAAUACACAUUUCUGCAUGUUCUGCUUUUCAUUUCUUUUUCCAGUAAUUUUUUAUCCUUUUAAAGGACAUGUCUGGUGUUCACAAGGUCAUAAUCGAUACCAAGUGAUAUAUACAGUAUAUAUAUAUAGGCACAUGCAAUAUAGGAUCAUACCUACAAAAUCUACAUUAUUUGACCUAUUUCAGGAGUUAUUAAAAACCGUUUAUGCUUUAAAUAUGCUUAUAUAUCAGCUAAAAAAAGCAAACAAAAGAAAAUCAAACCAUAAAUAUUUGUUAGAGAUUUUUCCCAUUUUGUCAUAAGCACGUAAAUCAUUUAAAGUGGACUUGUCAUUUACAAAUUUUCCUUUGUAAAUCUGCUUAAAAGAACACCCUGGGCAACAUAACAGCAUCAAAAUAAUAUUGUCAUGGUGCCAGGGAGCCUCUGGCAAUUUCUUACACAGAGGGGUCAAAUCAUUCACAAACAGUCUAACCCCAAAGAUUGCUCUUUAGUGCCAUAUCUCCCUUUCUCCAAAUCAGUUUGAGGAAGCACAGAGCACAGCUGAUUGGCUUAGGGAGGUCAGCUGAUUCAUAGAAAGGUAUAUACCUUGUGUAGCAACUAUAAAAUGUCAGCUUCAGUAAAUAUGCAAAUAAAGUUCAUAUGAAUAUAUGUUAUCUGUAAGUUACACAGGCAAGAAUAUUACAGGUUCACUUGAAUGUAUAUGUGAAUAAAAAUCCAAUCUACAUCGCCUUGCUUCGUGUUUUUAUGUUUGUACCUGUUACCUUUGUAUCUGUUACACACACAUGAAAUGAAGUGCAUGUGUAACUGAAGCACAGAAAUACUGUAUCCUUAAAAUGACAGUUGUAACAGCAACUAGAAGCUAAAUUAUACAAAUAAUAUUUUAAUCUUGUUCAAGCAUUUUCAGUAAAAAUAGCAUUAUAAAACUGUAAUUACAAAAAAUAAAUUACAACAAUUACAAGAAACAUCAAAAAGUCUUUCAAGCUGUCAAACUGAUACGUUUACAAAAAUGCAUGUUUGUUGUGUAAUUCUUUUUAACUCUUUUAACUAACAAGCUCCUUUAAUUAAAAAAUAGAUACAUAAAAUGUAUUUGAAAUAUUGGUUGUGUAACAG
Messenger RNA from Pelobates cultripes (western spadefoot toad), 32572 nucleotides. Lineage: Eukaryota; Metazoa; Chordata; Amphibia; Anura; Pelobatidae. The record is from the annotation of a GenBank genome assembly.